AUGGAACAAACAAAACGACACCGACAACAAAAUAGUAUUACUAGUAAUAAUAAGAAAAAAAAGUUAUCAAAUAACAGUUCAUCUAUUACACAUCUUGAAGAUCUUCCAAAUGAAAUUUUCUAUGAAAUAUUUGGUUAUCUCGAUUUUCAUUAUGUAUAUAAAGCUUUUUCCAAUCUUAAUAUACGAUUUCAAAAUCUUCUUAAUUAUUCAAUUCAUUCUAUCAAACUCAAUAUUUCAUCUAUGUCUAAAUCAACUUUUCAAUAUUAUUAUACACAUAUCAUCAUACCUAAUAAACAUUGUAUUAAAUCUCUUCAUUUAUCAAAUCCAUUUAUUAUUAAUUUAAUUUUUAAACCAUUUUCAUUUUCUAUAAUAUCAAAUUUUAUUCAACUUGAAACACUUAUUCUUAAUAAUAUUGAAAAAAUCUAUCUUACAAAUAUUCUUAAACAAUUAAUUUCAUUACCUAAACUUCAUUCUUUAGUCAUUAAUUCUGUUGAUAUUGUUCGAUGUAAUAAUAAAUUUUAUUGCCAAUUAUUUCGUUUACCUACACUCAAAUAUUGUAAAUUUAACAUUCCAGAAGAUGAUCAUUAUGAUGAGUUGCCAUUUUCUAUUAACGAAUACAGUUCUAUCAAACAUCUUGUUAUAGAAAAUAAUAUUCAUUUAAAGAAACUCGACGCUCUUUUAUCAUAUGUACCUCAACUUCAUCGUCUUUCAAUUCAUCAACUAAAUCAAUCAUUUGACAAAGAAACACAAAUAUUUUCAAGUGUAUUAAAAUAUUUAACACAUUGUUCUAUAGGGAAAAUAUCUAUUAGUUUUGAUGAAUUUGAAUUAUUGAGUAAAAAUAUU
Messenger RNA from Rotaria sordida, 843 nucleotides. The record is from the annotation of a GenBank genome assembly. Lineage: Eukaryota; Metazoa; Rotifera; Eurotatoria; Philodinida; Philodinidae.